Rhopalosiphum maidis (corn leaf aphid) is the source of this 2328-nucleotide messenger RNA. It is a transcript of the gene NC2alpha, whose product is annotated as protein lines. The coding region runs from base 181 to 2145 and encodes 654 amino acids. Gene Ontology annotation, molecular function: protein heterodimerization activity. NCBI's taxonomy places the organism in Eukaryota, Metazoa, Arthropoda, Insecta, Hemiptera, Aphididae. The transcript is spliced from 6 exons. The record is from RefSeq and is a predicted model, not a curated record.
CACAUUUUUUGCUCUACAAAAUUCGUCCCAACAAUUUGUUUCUCCCACUUAAUUGGUGAUAUUACAUCUCUAACCAUUUUCACAAUUGUAUGGUUUCCAUUACAGAUUUCCAGAAUACCAAACAGUAUCGUCUACAUCAAAAAAAUCAAGAAAAUCAAACAUAUUUUUCAAUACAACAAAAUGCCCAGCAAAAAGAGGAAAUAUAAUGCUAGAUUUCCAGCUGGAAGGAUCAAAAAAAUUAUGAGAAUUGAUGAUGAAAUUGGUAAAGUUGCAUUACCAGUUCCAGUUAUGAUUUCUCGAGCAUUGGAACUUUUUGUUUCAUCUCUUUUAGUCAAAGCUGGUGAUGUCACAAUGCAAAAAAGUGCAAGGACUCUUACUCUUGCCCACUUAAAGCAAUGUAUUUAUUCUGAUAGCCGCCUUGAUUUUCUUAAAGAAUUGGUUAAAAGUACACCUGACAAUUCUGAAGAAUGUAAUGAUAUUGUAGAUCCGCCUGUCACUCAAAAUAAUCAAGUCAGCAAUAACGACAGUGAUGAUGAAACAACAUCGAAGACCAUCGAAUGGUACUUGUUAAACGGCUGUGCGUGUCAAUUGUCCGCCGAUGAGUACCGGUGGUUAGUCGCUUUUCCUGGGGAAGUGAGCGCAUCGCCGUCAGACAUGAUAUCUCAUCUGAGCGCAAUGCGUCUGCUGUUGUCUACGCGUCGCCGCCGCAGACAGCAACAACCAGUCGCAGACUCGAACUGUUGUCCAACCGUUGAGCGUGCGUGUUCAGCAACGCUGUCCAGCACAACGUGGUUCGACCAAUUACUAGCUGUGUUGGCGUCCGAGGAUGACCACGUUAGGUAUGUGGCCGCAUGUGUGAUCACCGAAGCAGUAUUGAGCUGUGCAGACGACGACGGUGAUUCGCCGGCACACCUGAUUGACAAGGUUUUGCUGACCAUUACGACGGCGACGGGACGGUCGCCCGCCGCAGCUAUAAACGUCUUGACGCGCGUGCUUGACGCUAAGUGUGAUAGUCGACGGAUCUCAACGGUGCGAACGUGUUGUCGCCACGGUGGCGAAGAAGUAAGCUGUAUCACACCUGUUGCAAAUGACCUUGACGCCAAGGUGCUAUUGAUGGACCGGUUGAACGACCAGUGGUCGGACGUCGUGAACACCGUAGUGUGCGAAAACGGAACGACGGUUGCCGCCGAUCGUGAUAAUUACGAUCUGGCUGAAAUUGUUAGACUGUGGACCGCGGUGUUUCGCUCGUUCCGGUCCACGAGCUCAGCAUACCGGAAUCGCGAUCAGUUCUUUUCGGAACUGUCUAGCCUGGAGUGGCUGUUGUACCGGACGGACACAGAAUCGCUGGUGUGGCUGAACACGGUCCGGUUGUUCGGUGCCAGUUUACAGAUGUCCACGAGUCGGACGACGAACGACUGGUGGACGGCCCGAAGUGUGGCCUUGGCGGAGUGUGUAUUGACCGGUUUCACCCGGCGGCGGUUGUUGUACUUCAUGGGCAAAAUAGCGAGCGGUUUUGGUCCAAAUAAUGGCCGGAUGAAGGUCUUACUGCAGGAGACUGUGCUGUUAGCGAUGCGUUCGUUGCGUGCGUUCGUCGCCAGCAACAGUCGGAUGUUGGGUUCUGAAGAUAACAGAGACGCCGCUGUGACAAAGAUGAUCAGAAACGUAGUCGAUUGUUUGGACUCGUACGUCAAGGCCAGUAUGCUGUACGCGACCGAAGUCGAGUUCUGUCGGUGGUCAGUCCGUCUGAUGAGCGACCGAGAUGACGCCACCAUCGAGUGUCUGACGUGUGCGCUGGACGUCGCGGACGCUGUGCCUGACGCUCAGCCGCUGCUUGACCCGUUCGCUGGCUUCGCCGAAUUGUUGGAGUGCGUGUCGUAUGAACCGGACGUGCUGCUAGAUUAUCUCAUUUCCGACGAGAGUGACUUUCUGCCGUACGCCCUGCGUGUGCUGAAGGCUGCUUGCCGGGACGCCCUACGUUUUUUCUAUAGUUUUGGUACUGGUUUGGAUGACGCUAUGGGACUAUUGAUCAGACUUCGGCUGAAGAUGCUGCGGCUUUACGAGAACCGCGUGUUUCCGUACAACGUCAUGCCCAUCGCCAAAUUGUUACAGCGCUGUGAUGAGCUAUACUCUGAAAUCGUCUCGUGACGAUUAUUUUUCUUAUAAUAUGUUUUAUGUAUGGUGUGUACGGUUUAUGUACCUACUUUCGACAUGAACUGAUUUCACAACCAAUGUAUAUUGUUGUAAUGUGUGCCAUUUAAAUCAGAAGUCUGAUUAAUUAUUUAGUUUAAUUAUAUUUGUUUGAUGGAUAAAUAUACUGUAUAUAAGAUA